Molecule: messenger RNA, 1467 nt
Organism: Megachile rotundata (alfalfa leafcutting bee)
Lineage: Eukaryota; Metazoa; Arthropoda; Insecta; Hymenoptera; Megachilidae
Product: tigger transposable element-derived protein 1-like
Source: RefSeq, a predicted model, not a curated record
AUGGCAGUUAUAACAAAGAAGUCUCUCGAUACGUUAAAUCACGACUAUACAGUGUAUGUAGGUCCGCUACAUACGCCCCACGCGGCACGAUUAGCAGAUGGUGAAGGAUCUACUGCUGUUGCUAACGAAUUUAAAUUAGGUGAAUCCACGAUUAGAGCUAUACACAAACGUGCGAGUAAAAUAUAUGAGUCUGUUAAUAGUACAACAAACGACAGUAGUAGAAGAGCAUCAUAUUCGAGAAAUAUUGUAAUAGAGAAGACGGAAAAGGCUCUCGUGUUGUGGAUUAAAGAUUUAACUAAAAAACGAAUCCCCGUUCACAAAGAUUUAAUUCAAGAAAAAGCUAGACAGUGUUUCAACCAGCUGAAGGAUUUAGAACCAAAUUUGUCAUCUUGUUUAGAAAACAUGAAAUUUUCUGCGAGCAAUGGCUGGUUUACUAGAUUUUUACGACGAUACGCACUUCACAGUAUGAAGAUACAAGGCGAGGCAGCAUCCGCCGAUGAAACAGCUGCUAUGAAUUAUCGUCAAGUACUAGCAAAAAUCAUUGAUGAUGGUGGAUAUUGCCCAGAUCAAGUAUUUAACGCAGAUGAGACUGGCUUAUUCUGGAAAAAGAUGCCCAGCCGAACAUUCAUUGCGAAAUCCGAAAAAACUGCAAGCGGUUUUAAAACAGCAAAGGAUCGAAUUACACUUCUUCUUUGCAGUAAUGCCUCUGGUGCAAAAAUGUUAAAACCACUUAUUAUAAAUAAAGCUUUGCACCCACGUGCGCUAAAAGGCAUAAAUUUAACUGAAUAUCCAGUACAUUUCAUGGCCAAUAAAAAAGCAUGGGUCACAUCAGCUGUUUUUGCAACAUGGUUUAAUGAUUGUUUUGUACCAGAAGUUGAAAAAUACAUGGCAGAGAUGGGUCUUCCUUUUAAAGUGUUGCUAAUUGUUGAUAAUGCCCCCGGCCAUCCUUGUUUAGAACAUCCUAAUGUACAAAUAGUGUUUUUACCACCAAACACGACUAGCCUUAUUCAACCACUGGAUCAGGAAAUUACUGAGCUCGCACAUUACAUCAGCGGAGAAGGUUUUGAUACUUUCGGCGAAAACGAUCUGGACGAAAUGAUUGAGGACGAAACUGUCAAUGAUAGUGACAUUAUCAAUAAUUUGAUAGAUUAUGAAGACGGGCAAGAAGAACCGGAAUCUAUUACAGCAGAUAAAAUAUAUGCAGGGAUCCAGAUUUCUAAAAAAUUGGAAACGCAUUUUCUUAAAAUAGACACUAAUGCCGAAAAAUUCCAAAAAGAGCUAAGAUCAUGCAUGUCUCGCUAUCGUGACGUUUACAAGCAACUGACCAAUCGACCGUCGUCACAAAAACUGAUCACUGACUUUAUGGUGCUAAAAAAUAAAUCAAUUGAAAUCGUAUCUUCAAGCGACGAAAGCGAUUUUGAACCAAUUCAUCACAAGAAGAUGCGCGUUUUGGAUUACGACGAGUAG